AUGUCUGGCUACCAACAAGGAGGCCAUUAUGACGAGGGCUACGGCCACCCGGCGGGCCAUGGCGAUGCCUACUACCAGGACGAACAUGCUGCCCAGGGAUACUAUGACAACCAGGAAUACGGCGAUGGCUAUUAUGACCGAGGUGCGUCCGGUACCUACGGACAUGAAGGUGGUAAUACUCAAGCUCAAGGCUACGCCGACGGAGGAUACUACGAGGCUGGCCACCAGGAUGAAUACUACGCCGAUCAGUACUACGAUGCGGGCCAGGCUGGCUAUGGUCGUGGUCGACGCGGCCAUGACUCCGAGGAGGACUCCGAGACCUUUAGUGAUUUCACCAUGAAAUCGGAAACAGCUCGUGCGGCCGACAUGGACUACUAUGGCCGUGGGGACGAGCGUUACAACAGCUAUACCGAUAGCCAAUACGGUCGUGGCGGUUACGGCUACCGUCCGCCCUCAUCCCAGGUUUCAUAUGGCGGCAACCGGUCAUCGGGGGCUUCCACCCCCGUCUAUGGCAUGGAUUACGGAAACGCGUUGCCGGCUGGCCAGCGUUCGCGGGAACCCUACCCUGCCUGGACUUCGGAUGCACAGAUUCCCCUGUCGAAGGAGGAGCUGGAGGAUAUUUUCCUGGACCUGGUCAACAAGUUUGGUUUCCAGCGCGACAGCAUGCGCAACAUGUAUGACCACAUGAUGACUCUACUCGACUCUCGUGCUUCCCGUAUGACCCCCAACCAGGCACUUCUGUCCCUGCAUGCCGAUUAUAUUGGUGGCCACAAUGCCAACUACCGCCGCUGGUACUUUGCGGCCCACCUUGACCUAGACGAUGCAGUUGGAUUUGCUGGGAUGAAGCUGGGCAAGGCCGACCGCAAAACUCGCAAGGCUCGCAAGGCUGCUCAAAAGGCCGCGAAGAAGAACCCCGAAAAUGAGGAGGAAACUCUCGAGGCUCUGGAGGGCGACAACAGCCUGGAGGCCGCGGAAUAUCGCUGGAAGUCCCGCAUGAACAAGAUGUCCCAGCACGAUCGCGCCCGCCAAAUUGCGUUGUAUCUGCUCAUCUGGGGUGAAGCCAACCAGGUCCGCUUUUUGCCAGAGUGUCUUUGCUUCAUUUUCAAGUGUGCCGACGACUACUACUCCUCGCCCGACUGCCAGAACCGUGUGGAGCCCGUUGAGGAGUUCACAUACCUCAAUGAAAUCAUCACCCCUCUCUACCAGUAUUGCCGUGAUCAGGGAUACGAGAUUUUUGAAGGCAAGUAUGUCCGCCGUGAGCACGACCACAACAAGAUCAUUGGCUACGACGAUAUGAAUCAGCUGUUCUGGUAUCCUGAGGGUAUUGAGCGCAUCGGGUUCGAGGACAAGACUCGUCUUGUCGAUGUUCCCCCCGCUGAACGUUGGCCCAAGUUGAAGGACGUCCUAUGGAAGAAGGCAUUCUUCAAGACAUACAAGGAGACCCGCUCGUGGUUCCAUUUGAUCACCAACUUCAACCGUAUCUGGGUUAUCCACUUGUGUUCUUUCUGGUUCUUCACUGCCUACAACGCCCCCACUCUGUAUGCCACCAACUACCAACAGCAAGUCGACAACAAACCCUCCACUGCCAAGUACCUUGCUGCUGUUGGUUUUGGUGGUGCUCUUGCAGGCUUCAUCCAGCUAUUUGCGACUAUUUGCGAGUGGAUGUAUGUCCCCCGUCGGUGGGCGGGUGCUCAACAUCUGCGCAAGCGGUUCCUCUUCAUCCUUGUGGUCUUCAUUAUCAACCUGGCUCCUGGUGUUAUUAUCUUCGGCUUCUUGGAUAAGCUCGGAAGUGAAAAGAUCCAGAAGCCGGUCGGCCUUGCUCUCGGUAUCGUGCACUUCGUCAUUGCCCUCAUGACUGCGGUCUUCUUCGCCAUUCAGCCUCUCGGUGCGCUCUUCGGUAGCUACUUGAAGAAGGGUGGGCGGCAGUACGUCGCCAGCCAAACAUUCACUGCUAGCUUCCCUCGCCUUCACGGUAACGACAUGUGGAUGUCUUACGGUCUCUGGAUUUGCGUCUUCGGCGCUAAGCUGGCUGAGUCUUACUUCUUCCUGACUCUGUCGUUCAAGGACCCCAUCCGUAUCCUGUCCCCGAUGAAUAUCUACGAGUGCACUGGUGUGAAGUAUCUCGGCAACAUCCUCUGUCACCGGCAGCCGCAGAUCCUAUUGGCACUCAUGUUCUUCAUGGAUUUGUGUCUAUUCUUCCUCGACAGUUAUCUGUGGUACAUUAUUUGCAACACCAUUUUCUCGGUGGCCCGCUCAUUCUACCUCGGUGUGUCUAUCUGGUCCCCCUGGAGAAAUAUCUUCUCGCGCCUUCCCAAGCGCAUCUACUCGAAGGUACUCGCGACCACAGACAUGGAGAUCAAGUACAAGCCGAAGGUCCUCAUUUCCCAGGUGUGGAACGCCAUCAUCAUCUCGAUGUAUCGUGAGCACCUACUCGCUAUUGACCAUGUCCAGAAGCUUCUCUAUCACCAAGUCCCCUCUGAGCAAGAGGGCAAGCGUACUCUUCGUGCGCCCACCUUCUUCGUCUCACAGGAAGAUCAGUCCUUCAAGACUGAGUUCUUCCCUGCUGGUAGUGAGGCUGAGCGACGUAUCUCUUUCUUCGCCCAGUCUCUGUCGACUCCCAUGCCCGAGCCCCUACCCGUGGACAACAUGCCGACUUUCACCGUGCUGAUUCCACACUACAGUGAGAAGAUCCUACUGUCCCUGCGUGAGAUCAUUCGUGAGGAUGAGCCUUACUCCCGUGUCACCGUGCUGGAGUACCUUAAACAGCUCCACCCCCACGAGUGGGACUGCUUCGUCAAGGAUACCAAGAUUCUGGCCGAUGAGACUUCGCAAUUCAAUGGUGAAUACGGCGAGAAGGGUGAGAAGGAUGCUGCUAAGAGCAAGAUCGACGAUCUGCCCUUCUAUUGCAUCGGUUUCAAGUCCGCUGCUCCUGAGUACACGCUCCGUACCCGUAUCUGGGCUUCUCUCCGUUCCCAGACUCUUUACAGAACAGUGUCUGGUUUCAUGAACUACAGCCGUGCUAUCAAGCUCCUGUAUCGUGUUGAAAACCCAGAAGUCGUCCAGAUGUUCGGUGGUAACUCUGAGAAGCUCGAGCGUGAGCUCGAGCGCAUGGCUCGUCGCAAGUUCCGUAUCUGUGUCUCCAUGCAGCGGUAUGCCAAGUUCAACAAGGAUGAGCGUGAGAACACGGAGUUCCUUCUGCGUGCCUACCCUGACCUACAGAUCGCCUAUCUCGACGAGGAGCCACCCAUCGCUGAGGGUGAAGAGCCCCGCCUGUACUCCGCAUUGAUUGACGGUCACUGUGAGCUGCUCGAAAACGGCAUGCGCAAGCCCAAGUUCCGCGUCCAGCUCUCCGGCAACCCCAUCCUCGGUGACGGAAAGUCCGAUAACCAGAACCACGCCAUUAUCUUCUAUCGUGGUGAAUACAUCCAGCUGAUCGAUGCCAACCAAGACAACUAUCUUGAAGAAUGCUUGAAGAUCCGGAGCGUUCUCGCUGAAUUUGAGGAGCUGACCACUGACAACGUUUCGCCUUACACUCCUGGUGUCGCCUCGCCUGAUACUAACCCCGUUGCCAUUCUUGGUGCCCGUGAAUACAUUUUCUCCGAGAGCAUUGGUGUGCUUGGUGAUGUCGCUGCCUCCAAGGAACAAACAUUCGGUACCCUUUUCGCCCGUACUUUGGCUCAGAUCGGUGGUAAACUGCACUACGGUCACCCUGAUUUCCUAAAUGCUACCUUCAUGUGUACGCGUGGUGGUGUUUCUAAGGCUCAGAAGGGUCUUCACCUGAACGAGGAUAUCUACGCUGGUAUGAAUGCUCUUCUCCGUGGUGGUCGCAUCAAGCACUGCGAGUACUUCCAGUGUGGUAAGGGUCGUGAUUUGGGUUUCGGCUCGAUUCUAAACUUCACAACCAAGAUUGGUACUGGUAUGGGUGAGCAAAUGCUCUCGCGUGAAUACUACUACCUUGGGACCCAAUUGCCUCUCGACCGCUUCUUGUCAUUUUACUAUGCCCACCCUGGUUUCCACAUCAACAACAUGUUCAUUAUGCUUUCAGUGCAGAUGUUCAUGAUCGUUCUGAUCAACCUGGGUGCCCUGAAGCACGAGACCAUCACUUGCCGUUAUAACUCCGACCUGCCCAUUACCGAUCCUUUGGAGCCCACCUACUGCGCCGACCUUGCCCCCAUCAUCAACUGGGUCAACCGUUGCGUUAUCUCCAUUUUCAUCGUGUUCUUCAUCUCCUUCGUUCCCCUGGCUGUCCAAGAAUUGACUGAGCGUGGUGUCUGGCGUAUGGCUACCCGUCUGGCUAAGCAUUUCGGUUCCUUCUCCUUCAUGUUCGAGGUAUUCGUGUGUCAGAUCUACGCUCAAGCCGUCCACCAGAACUUGUCCUUCGGUGGUGCUCGUUACAUUGGUACUGGCCGUGGUUUCGCAACUGCCCGUAUUCCAUUUGGUGUUCUGUACUCUCGUUUCGCUGGCCCGUCUAUCUACGCUGGAGCGCGUCUGCUGCUGAUGCUGCUGUUCGCCACCACUACUGUCUGGACUCCUGCCCUGAUAUGGUUCUGGGUGUCUCUGCUCGCCCUCAUCAUCUCACCCUUCCUCUUCAACCCGCACCAGUUCUCCUGGAAUGAUUUCUUCAUCGACUACCGUGAUUAUCUCCGCUGGCUCUCGCGCGGUAACUCUCGGUCCCACGCCUCGUCCUGGAUCGGGUUCUGCCGCCUCUCUCGUACCCGCAUCACUGGUUACAAGAAGAAGGUUCUUGGUGUUCCAUCUGAGAAGAACUCUGGGGAUAUUCCUCGUGCACGCAUCACAAACAUCUUUUUCAGUGAGAUCGUCGCUCCCUUGGUUGUGGUUGCGGUGACUUUCGUUCCCUAUUUGUACAUCAACUCCCGUACCAUGUUCAGCGAUGACGUCAAGUAUGCUCCGGAUGCCAUUGCUCGCAUUGCCCUCGUUGCCUUCGCUCCAAUCGGUAUCAACGCUGGUGUUGCCGGCAUGUUCUUUGGCAUGGCUUGCUGUAUGGGUCCCAUCUUCAGUUUAUGCUGCAAGAAGUUUGGUGCGGUCCUGGCUGCGAUUGCCCAUGCUAUCGCUGUUAUUGUCUUGAUCGUCUUUUUCGAGGUGCUUUUCGUUCUCGAGUCGUUCAAUUGGCCCCGUACUGUGUCUGGCAUGAUCGCCAUGAUGGCCCUCCAGCGUUUCAUCUACAAGCUGAUCAUUUCGCUGGCCCUGACGCGUGAGUUUAGGAAUGAUCAGUCCAACAUCGCCUGGUGGACUGGAAAGUGGUACAACAUGGGUUGGCACUCACUGUCUCAGCCUGGCCGUGAGUUCUUGUGCAAAAUUACCGAGUUGGGUUACUUCGCCGCCGACUUUGUGCUCGGCCAUGUCAUUCUCUUCUUCAUGUUGCCGGCUCUUGCCGUCCCCUAUGCCGACAAGUUCCACUCUGUCAUUCUGUUCUGGCUGCGUCCCAGUCGCCAAAUCCGUCCUCCGAUCUACUCUCUCAAGCAGUCUAAGCUGCGCAAGAGACGUGUGAUUCGGUUUGCCAUCCUCUACUUUGUUAUGCUGGUUCUCUUUAUCGUCCUGAUAGCAGCGCCCAUCGUUGUGCGCAACAUGGGUAUCGACAAGAGCCUCCGGCUCACACUGUACAAUACUAUCGGUGUCAAGAGUGGCAACAGCAUGUUCCUUCUCCAACCCCUUGACAAGGGUCUGAAUGAUACCCAGACCUACCACACCGGUAGCAAUCUCCCCAAGGGCUUCUCGUCUCAUGCUGUUCCUACCCCUACUGCCGGCAACUACAAUUUCCAGCGUUUGUUGUGA
Penicillium canariense is the source of this 5793-nucleotide messenger RNA. Its product is annotated as 1-3-beta-glucan synthase component FKS1. Gene Ontology annotation, molecular function: 1,3-beta-D-glucan synthase activity. Bases 1 to 5793 code for a protein of 1930 amino acids. The transcript has 3 exons. NCBI's taxonomy places the organism in Eukaryota, Fungi, Ascomycota, Eurotiomycetes, Eurotiales, Aspergillaceae. Gene Ontology annotation, biological process: fungal-type cell wall polysaccharide biosynthetic process; (1->3)-beta-D-glucan biosynthetic process. Gene Ontology annotation, cellular component: plasma membrane; 1,3-beta-D-glucan synthase complex. The record is from RefSeq and is a predicted model, not a curated record.